Messenger RNA from Fusarium vanettenii 77-13-4, 1929 nucleotides. RefSeq lists its product as uncharacterized. Bases 1 to 1929 code for a protein of 642 amino acids. The record is from RefSeq and is a predicted model, not a curated record. NCBI's taxonomy places the organism in Eukaryota, Fungi, Ascomycota, Sordariomycetes, Hypocreales, Nectriaceae. Gene Ontology annotation, molecular function: ATP binding; ATP hydrolysis activity. The transcript has 6 exons.
AUGCCCCCCCUCCCAAGGGGAUUCAUAGACCCAAACGGCGACGAAAGCGAUGACGACCUUGGAGGCAUCGACAGCUCAGUCCAAGUGGGCAUGACUGCUGAGACUAGAGAUCUCUACAGAAAAGACUGCGAUGACCCCUGGCAAGAAUGGGCUCCCGAAGAAAUUGGCGUCAACGCCAACUCGGCCGCCACAGCUGCCAAGUUUGCCCUCAUCAUCCGCCGCCAGAAGCACCGGGACGACAAUGGGGAGCUCGCCCUCGCUCUGUUCUCAAUCACGGUACAGAGCCCACUGAUCAAGAAGCAGUUGGGCUCCGUGUUUGAUGGGUACAAGGGCAUCAACACAAACUUGAGGAAGCUCGACUUCAGGGCUCCUUUUCACGAAUUCUUUUACCGAUGGGAAGAGUUUGUGCAGGCCAUGCCAGCCGAUACUAAGGAGAACGAGGCUUCGAGGAGUCACUACAAGCUUCUUUUCGACACCGUCUCCAAGGAGAUGACGCCUCACAUCGAGCAGGUCACUGACCUCGUCAAGAACAAUGUCAUCUCUUUUCAGUAUGUUUGGGCUCUCUUUGAGCCUGGCAUCGAAGUGUACACCAGAGUCGAUGGUCACGACCGCAUCCUCAUCCUCCUCCAUGCAGAGUAUCAAAAGACCGACUGCGGCAUCAUCUACAACCUCUCGUGUCGCUAUGUCGACACUGACGGAGAGCGUUUUGGAUACAGGAACAUGGAUAUUGUCAUCCAACCGUUUGGGAACUUGAAGCCUAUUCUGGAGCUCGACGUUGUCCCCGCCCGUCUGCAGCCCAACAUUGAAGCCAUCCGGGAGCAGCUGAUAGAACGAGGUCAACGCUUCGUGGCGCUGAAGGGAGUUCACCACAGAUCGUACACUGGUGUCUAUGAGCGAGCCAACCCCCCCACUAACCAGCCAAAGGUUAUUGAGGAAAGAAUCGUUAUCGACGGCAGCAUGUUUUCCAAGUACGUCGAUGAGCACCAAGGACGAAUGCCACCUCUUAUCCCCCUCGACGAGUCACCACACGGGGCCAAUUCGGACAUCGAGAAGAGCCUGGACCCUCAAAUCCUGGCACCAGAGGACGAGAACCUCGCUGAAAAGUACUACCAUCUGUGUACACACGUAGUCAGGGGUUUCUGCCUCAAGGCAAAGGACUGGGGAUAUCUCGACAUCAACCUCAUCGAGGACAUUGUCUGGAGCAACACUGCGUUUGACCAGCUUGUUCUGCCGCACGACUAUAAACGCAUUAUCCGGGCAUUCGUCCACGCUCAGAUCUCUGGACUAGAUAAUUUUGACGACGUGAUCAAGGGAAAGGGACGGGGCAUCAUCAUGCUCUUGAGUGGAGAGCCAGGAACUGGCAAGACCCUCACAUCAGAGUCAGUCGCCGAAACCAUGCACAAACCCCUAUACGGCAUGAGUGCUGGCGAACUCGGGGACGACGCCGACGAAGUCGAAGAGAAUCUAAACCGCAUCCUCGAACUGUCUACAAAGUGGAAAGCCGUCCUCCUCGUGGAUGAAUGCGACGUGUUCCUCGAGCGCCGCUCAUCAUCUGACCUUCAGCGCAACAAGCUAGUCGCCAUCUUCCUCCGUCUUCUCGAGUACUACCAAGGAGUCAUGUUCCUCACUACCAACCGAGUCUCAUCUUUUGACCCUGCCUUUGAGUCCCGUAUUCAUUUGACAAUUCACUACCCAAAGCUGGACGUUGAUAGCAGAUUGCACGUGUGGAAUACCUUUGUCAAGAUCGAGGCUGGUGGCGUCUCGGAAGCUGAGCUUGGGGAACUUGCCAAGGAGGAGCUCAACGGGCGACAGAUCAAGAACGUGGUCAAGACGGCGCGUCUGUUGGCGUUUGAAGAAGGGGUACCGCUUUGCUCGGGUCAUAUCAACACGGUGUUGCGGAUUAAGAGGGGGAAUAUCAAGAUGGACUAA